ACACUCUGUUGACCACCCCCCCCUCCCCACGCUCCUGCCCAGGAGAAUUCCGAUUAUUCCAGGCCGAGUCCACACAGCACAGCUUCAGGAGGGGCUGGAGCACAUCGGCAGAAAGCUGGAUUUGUAGGUGAGAACGGACAGAUCAGAUGGAUGGAUGGGUAAUUGAACUGAAAGUGUGUGAAGACUUGUGAGCACUGCUUCUUGUGGACUAUAGAGCUACACCUGAGGCAGGGACAGAUGGAUGGAAUAAACUUAACAUUCUGGAACGCCUCUGAGGGCAAUGAGACGGAAACAGUGGAAGAGACGAGCCCGUAUAAGACAGUGGAGGUUGUAUUCAUUGUGCUGGUAGCAGGCUCGCUUAGCCUGGUCACUGUCAUCGGUAACAUCCUGGUCAUGCUCUCCAUUAAGGUCAACAGAAGCCUGCAGACUGUUAACAACUACUUCCUGUUCAGCCUGGCGUGUGCUGACCUCAUCAUUGGUCUGUGCUCCAUGAACCUCUAUACUGUUUAUAUUGUGAUUGGUUAUUGGCCACUGGGCCCUGUGGUGUGUGACUUGUGGUUGGCACUGGACUACGUGGUUAGCAAUGCCUCCGUCAUGAACUUGCUGAUUAUCAGUUUUGAUCGCUAUUUCUGCGUCACUAAGCCACUGAGCUACCCUGUCAAGAGGACGACCAAGAUGGCAGGGAUGAUGAUCGCUGCUGCCUGGGUACUGUCGUUCAUCCUGUGGGCUCCUGCCAUCCUCUUUUGGCAGUUCAUUGUGGGUGGCCGCACAGUACCAGAGAAAGAGUGCUAUAUUCAGUUCUUCUCCAACGCUGCUGUCACCUUUGGCACAGCCAUUGCUGCCUUUUACUUGCCUGUCAUCAUUAUGAUGGUGCUGUACUGGCAGAUCUCCCGGGCAAGCAAGAGCCGCGUCAAGAAAGACAACCGCAAGCCUUCAGGGGCCAACCUCGGAGUGGCUUCGCCCAGCCAGACCCGCAGCAAUGCGGUCAGCAAGCCUGAAAACAACAACCUGAUGGUGGAGGACCCUGAUAGGGGUCAGACCCAGACCACAGAUGAGGUGACCAACCAGCACGACAGCAAACUGCAGAAUGGCAAAGGGCCAUCCACAGCCAGCAGGGAAGGGGAGAACGGAGCGAGGAACAACUGUGUCCCAGUGGAGGAGAAAGAAAGCUCCAAUGACUCCACUUCUGGCAGUGGGGCUGCAGCCAAUCAGAAGGAAGAGGAGGUGAUGCCUUCCAGAGCCAAUGACAGUCAACAGCCCGCACGGCACUGCACCAAAGCUGGGGGCUCCAAGCUCACCUGCAUUAAAAUCGUCACCAAGUCACCCAAGGGAGAUUGCUACACCCCCACCAACACCACUGUGGAGAUCGUGCCAGCAACAGAGAAGCAGAACCAUGUGACGCGGAAGAUUGUGAAGAUGACCAAGCAACCACCUAAGAAGAAAAAAGCAGCUCCUUCCAGGGAGAAAAAGGUGACCCGCACCAUCAUGGCCAUCCUGGUCGCCUUCGUUGCCACGUGGACACCCUACAAUGUAAUGGUCCUCAUCAAUACAUUCUGCUCAAGCUGCAUCCCCAACACAGUGUGGACCAUCGGAUACUGGCUCUGCUACAUCAACAGCACCAUCAACCCUGCAUGCUACGCUCUCUGCAACGCCACAUUCAAAAAGACCUUCAAACAGCUUCUGCUCUGUCAGUAUAAAAAUAUCCGUUCAGCCAGAUGAGCUCUACGCGCGUGCUUGAAUGAGUGCGUAUAUGUGAACCUGUGGGCACGUAUGAGUGAAAAGUAUCUGUGCAAUGACUGCAAGUGCAAGUGUGGCAGAUGGGUGCAUUGCUGUUUUAUGUCUUUCUGUAUUGUGUAUUUCUGUUAUUACUAACCUGUUGUAGCACUUUACACAGAAGCGAUUGCAACUCAGAGAAGAGAAUAUUACUGCAGGCUUUGCAUACAGACCUGGAGAGGUAUUGCUGAGAUUAAAAAAAGUAAACAAAAAUAUAGAUAUUACUACACAGAAAAUAGUGCUUUAUGAAUCUAUAAUAUACAAGGGUCAUAAAUAUUAGUAUAAAAUACAGUACUGUGCAAAAGUCAGAGACACUAUUUCGUUUAAUUAAUGUCCAGUCAAAACAACCAUUAAGUAUGAGUUAUUCAUUUUUCAGCAUCAGAAUAAAGCAGGAAGCAAAUAUUUAACAGUUUCAUAAAGCCUCCAAGUAUAAGUAUAAGUAUAAUAUCAAAUCUAUCAGUAUUCUAUUUGUUCACUCUUUACUUUUAGCUCUUUCAUCCUUCCAAUCUUAAAACCGAGAUAUAACCAACAAAUGCUGUUCCCAAAGCAGUGACUAAUGUUCUCCUUAGAGCGGACACUAAUAUUCACACAAGUACCUACCCAAACACACCUUAGCUGCCUUAGAAAUUUCUUCAUCAUGUGAAAUAUUUCUGAGGAGAUUAGAAAUAAGACAAUCCAUUUGGGGAGAGUCAAAGGAAAAAAAACAGGAGUUUCCAAAAUUAGAGUUAAAAAAAAUAUUAAAAGUUACAGACAAAAUGGGACUAACAACCGUGCAAGCACUGGUAGACCACCAAAACUGUCACCAUCAGAUAAACAGCACUCAAAGCUUUCAUCUUUGAGAGAGAGGAGAAAAUCACACUCCACUCUUCCUUCAGAUCUGAAAAAAAUAGAACAAUUUAGCACUGUGAGUCUGAAAGUAUGUGUGGCUGUUAAAUAGCUGUCACUGAGAAAAGGAAGAAAAUUUGCAGUAAAACACUGAAAUAGGACAUCUGAGAGUCUAAAUAUGUAUUUGGAUUACUUGAAUUGUGAGAAGCAGAAAAUGCAACCAACUUCUAAGACUGAACUUCAGAGGUGUGGAGAAAUAACCCUGCAGAUUUCUUCAAAAACACUUUUCAGUUCUGCUGAAACAACUGAAGCUGUAAAGAAAGGGCAAAGGGCGGACAUAGAUUAUAUUUAGUUUUAUAUUUAGCUUUUAUGUAAUUUUCUGUUAAAUAUAUGUUUCAUGUUUGUUCUGAAGCUGAAAAAAAUAAUGACUUAGUGGUUUCUGACUUUGGCACAGCACUGUAUGCCAGUGAGUCACAGUUUGGAGUGGAAAUUCAGUGUUUAACCUAAUUAUUCAAAGUACAGUACCUAAAUACAGAUUUAAGUUGAGAGUGCAGUAUUAAGAUUAGAAUCUGCAUUGUUCAAUUCUACACUGAUUAAAGGGACAAUAGGGCUGACUGAACACUCAAACCUAGUGUUUGGACUUCAGUAUAAAAUAAUAUUGUACAUAUUUGUAUAUAAUCAUGUACAGCAUAUGUUGUGUGUAUGGGGUGGUGUUAGGAAUCAGGGUGAAAUGUGUAUGUGUGUGGUUGGUAAACACAAAGAAUGCAUGCCGUGUGUAUGUGUGUUUGUGUGUGUUUUACAGAGGCAGUGUGAGAAAGAGAACAAGAGUGAGAGUGUACUAAAGUUAAUCUACUGCAUACAUUGAAUAUAGGUGUUUUAUGGUAAUAAUUGCAGGAAGAUGUAUGGCUGGCCACAGGCUCUGUGUGUGUGUGUGUGUGUGUGUGUGUGUGUGUGUGUGUGUGUGUGUGUGUGUGUGUGUGUUGCUGUACUGGCUCAGACCUGAGAGAGCUACUGGAGAGCCACUUUGCCAUAUCCACAUGUAAGAGCUUUGAGUGCUCAGGCCUCCAGAGAUGCAAAUUAAAAGCUUUUAAAAUGAUGAUGGAGGAGCGGGGUGAAGAGACUCUUUUAUACAGAGCCAUUAUUAUGGGCUUGGGAUUUUACACUUGGGUUUUUCAUAACACAUCGCAUGCAAUUUUAUGACGCAGUGUCAAAUGGUGCCACAACAACAAAAUGACUCAAAACAAUGAAUUGUCUGUCUAAUGUGGCGCUAAUGCAGCCUCAGUUGCAGUAAAUCAAUAACCUAACUCUUGUCUUGUGGAGACCUUUACCAUGGACGCUACUUCACAACUCGGCUUUCUCAUCGUAUUUGCAAACAUGUAAAUGAGCGCUAAUGCUAGCAUGCAUGCAGCAGGGGUUUGAUUCAUGAGAGCUGCAGGUGGCUAAGGCACACUGCCAGACUUGCAGUACCAUUCUGGAGGGAUCCUGUGCUUUUCCCCUGAGUGUAACAAUAGGCACGAGUCCAAGACCUGGGUAUAAGGGCAUACUAAACAUCGGACAGUGUAUGAAUGAUUGAGUGUGUAAGUGUAUGCAUAUGUAUGAACAGAGGUAGUGCGCAUGUUGGCUCCAGUUGCAUCACUUGAUCCUUCUGCUAUGUGGCAGUUCAGACUUAUUGUAUCUUGCUCUGAGGUAUUUGAUCCACAGAGGGAAAUGGAAUUCCGCUCUUGACUGCUAUAGUAUGAGACAAGUGGUUAUGUGUGUGUGUGUAUUUGUCUUUUUGUGUGUGUAUGAUCACCCCGGAAUGGGGGUUAUUCUAAAUCACAGGCCUUGGCCUUGUGAAAUAAAAGGGCUAGAUAUUUCAAACAUUUCAUCAUAAAGCUGCACACGCUUUUGUGGCUCACGACGUAGUCUUUGGAGAAAACACUCAUCUCUCAUUCUCCUUAAGCACAGCAUAUUUGAAGUAGAAGUCACAAUAGCGACAUGAAGUAACAUCCUCUCAAAUAUGUGCUCAAGUAUUUGCUUGUUCACCUGUAAUUCCUUCUGUCUGUUUCUUUUAUGGUUGUUAAUGUUAGGUAAAGCAAAGAGCAUUGGGGGUUUGAGUGCAGUGAAGGUUUGACUGCAGCAUUGCAUAGCAUCGUAUGGCAUCACAUAGCAGAUAGUACAAAGUGCAACUAUACUACAUAGACUGCGACGCAGUGAGAGCAGUGAUAAACAUCAAGCUCAUUUUCCAUCCUACUGAUGCCGAUUUAGUGGAAUAAAACCUUUCAGCAUCAUUUAGUAAAUGAAUCAUGUUUGGUGUCAGCCAACCAACUGUACACAAACUCGCUGUCUUCCAAUUUAAAAGAUAAUAGAAAGGUCCCUGUGGUAGCAGACCACUGACAUUUGUUUGCUUGUCUUUAAGACAAACAACUGACUGCGUACCUUCUCAAAACUUAAUGGCUCGUUGACUCAGUUGUGUUGGGUAGAGAGAAGGUUUUGACUCAUUGGUGUUGGGUAGAGUGAAGGGUUUGACACAGUGGCGUUGGGUAGAGUAAAAGGUUUGAGUCAGCAGUGUUGGGUAGAGAGAAGGGUUUGACUCAGUGGUGUUGAGUAGACUCAAGGUUUAAUCCAUAGUAUUGUUGGGUAGGCUGAGCAGUUACUCAGCAGUGGUGUUGGGUAGAGCAAAGAGUUUGACUCAGUGGUGUUGGGUAGGGGAAAAGCUUUGAUUCUGUGGUGUUGGAUAGAGUGAAGGGUUAGUCUACAGUGGUGUUGAGUAGACUGAAGGGUAAGUCAACAGUGGUGUUGGGUAGGCUGAAGGGUUAGUCUACGGUGGUGUUGAGUAGACUGAAGGGUAAGUCAACAUUGGUGUUGGGUAGGCUGAAGGGUUAGUCAAGUGUGGCGUUGGGUAGAGUAAACAUUAUUGCAUAGAAGAAAAGGUUUGAUGGAAUAGUAUUGGUUGAAGUCAAGGGUGAGUACAAUCUUUAAAAAUAGGGUUCUUUGGAGUGAUAUCAUAGAAGAUCCACCUUUGGCUCCAUAAAGAACCUUUUAAUGGAAAUUCGAUGUGAACAUGAAGAACCUUUUAAAAGUUGAAAGUACCCAAACAUAAUGUAAAGAUUCUAUACCUACCUAGAACAGUGUGUGUCCAAGACAAGAACUUUUGUGUUUAAGAGAGUAGUUUUUUGGUUAGAGUGCAGGAUUUUGGCUGCAGUGUUUGGAACAAGAGGAGCCAUUGCCAUAAUCAGAGCAAUGUGGGUCUGAGUAAUAACGGAAUCUCACGGUAAGAUGGAUCAGAUUAGCUGAUGAUGCUGAACACUGUGCAAGAUUGAAGAUUACACAUUACACGCUCGGCAGGCUCAGUGGUUGCCUGCUCCACUUAGUGUCCCACACGCUUUAAUCUCCUCAGCCAUGAAUCCACGUAAAAGCGAGACAUUGUUUAAGCAAGCAAGGAAUGCUUACAGGGCUUCUGCUAUUUAUAUUAGCAUUUCCCUUUUCCCUCUCUCAUAUACAUCCUCUAUCUCACUCUCACACUCUUUGCAGUCCCCUCUUAGAACCUUCCUUUUCCCUCUCCAUCCCCCAGGUUCUCUUUCUAUCUUUUAGCCGUACAAUUAUCUUUCUUCAUGUUUCAUUAUCAGUUUGUCACCUUUCUGCAAAUUGCUUUUUUCCAUCUCUUUCACAGCCACAUGGUAAUUUAAUUCUCUCUAGAGUCUUUGUAGUCUUUUGCAGAUGCUCAGACUCAGUCCUGAGUGUAAAGGCCGUUUCUUGAAAGGGCACUGCAUGUCAAAAAGCAACCAGAUGGCUGCUUAUCCAAUAUUACUUAUGAAAUUGAGGAUAUUAGUAGAAAAAUUGUUCCCCUUCUUUUCUGGAAGACUCUAGAUGUUGGAGCUGUGUUGUAGGGAUUUGAAAUCUUUCAGCCGCAAAAGCAUUACUGAGGUCAGUACUGGUGUUAGCCAAUUAAGUCUGGCUUGCAACGGUGCUGCACUUCAUCCCAAAGGUAUUUCAUGAGGCUUCAUCUCUCCAGAGAACACAAUUCUACUGCUCCCCGGUGAAAUGAUGAGGAGCUAAGGCCCCUCUAGUUGACCCUUGGCAUAAUGUAUGGAGAUAUUAGGCUGGUGUGCACCUGUUCCAGAGCAUCCUAUUCUAUUUCCAAAGCUUUUCUUUAGAGAUUACAUGGCUGUGUGCAUGCAAUUUAACACCUGUGUCAACAACAGAUGGGUAAAUCCACAUAUUAUGGAGGGUGUCUGAACACUUUUCAAAACAUACUGUUUGUGUUUUAAAGACAUCUGGACCUGGUUGAGAGCUCUGGUAGGUCUGGUAGGUAGAUAUGGCUGUGCGAUAUGACAAUAAGAUAUCAUUAUCACAACAAAUUACAUCACAAAAAGCUUUUCCGAGCAUAACAUGGGUAUCAUCAGUGCUUCCAGAAGACUUCAUAUUUCAUUAAAAAGACAUUUAGAUGAGGCUCCCAAUGGAUGCAGCUGUCUAAGGUUUCACCCUACAUUUUAAAAAGUGAUGCACUGAAUUUUCUUCAUUCAAAUGUGUACAUCAUUUCCACAUGAACACAGUGGUGGGCGUUUUGUUCUCAUAAUUUUCUAAGAAUAUAUAAGUUGGCACAUCCUCUACAGGGAGCAAACUUACAUAUGGCACUUCUCUGAAAAUUUUAGUGCACAAUUUCUAUUUACUUGCUGACUUUAACAUAUUGGAAAAAAAUAAAAUGAAAUAUGAAAUAUAAAAUGUUAACUUUUGUACAG
Molecule: messenger RNA, 7319 nt
Organism: Colossoma macropomum (tambaqui)
Lineage: Eukaryota; Metazoa; Chordata; Actinopteri; Characiformes; Serrasalmidae
Gene: chrm2a
Product: cholinergic receptor, muscarinic 2a
Exons: 2
Coding region: 238-1719 (493 amino acids)
Biological process (GO): adenylate cyclase-activating adrenergic receptor signaling pathway; regulation of heart contraction
Cellular component (GO): plasma membrane
Molecular function (GO): G protein-coupled acetylcholine receptor activity
Source: RefSeq, a predicted model, not a curated record